AUGAAGAAAGUGGACGUGCACCAACUAUUAGGGAUCGCACCAGUUCCUCAAAGCUCGCAGGGAGCUGCGUGCCAGUGCGAAUUAGGUCGAGAGAAGUUGCUCACAGCCCCACCUUACAAGACUACACCUUCAGGAGAUGAGAACAAGUCCCGCUACCCGACAGCACCAUGCGCGAGGGAAGCAGACCAGAUGAUAUGCCCCAUUAGCCACGUACUUGUCACCUUCAAGUCGCCGCUACACCCCAAUGAUGUGUUCACUAAAGUCUUCCCCACGUCUACACCCGUCAAGUUCGUUAAACGAAAGUUAUCAAAAUUACUCGGCGUGUCAAACAGUAACCUUAUACUAACUAGAAAUAGAAAUGUAUUGAACGAAGCGAGUCUCUUAUCUCAGCUCAAGGCUGAUCCACUUGGAUCCCUUUCGAUCGAUGUCUUUACGAAGGACUCUGAAGAUUUUUCCUUAUCAUCGAUACCAAAGGAAUCUUACGUCCAUGAAUUAUUGCACGCAGUUCUCCCAAAGAAGAAAGAAAUGCCAUUUAUAGCUAUUAAAUUCAGGGUCUCAAAUCAGAAUGCCACUUUUACUCGUUCAUACCAUUCCAUAAUAAAGAUUCACGAGAUAAAGAAAAACUUGGCAGAACUAUUUUUACAGGACCCUAAUAAUUUGGUAUUUUUAAGAGGAGAUUGUAUAUUGAAGGACCGUAUGGCUCUUAUGGACCUCGAUUAUGAUAAAUAUGGAAUAGCAGAGGUUGAAUUAGUAACGAAAAAUAAAGCCACACUGGAUUUAGCCAAAUUAUAUAAGGAAAAUCCAGUUAAUGACGUCUUAAGUGUGUCAGUACCGUUUGGCACCGAAAUUAAACAGAUUAAUGUAGAGAUAUUCUCAGAUCCUAUGCGAAAGCCAUUUUUAGGAGGAUAUAGAAAUGUACAUACAGGUGUCAUUUAUCAUCACGCGUACACCCAAACACCUCAGAAACCUGAGAAAUUGCCACCAGAGUCGAAGAACUGCAGAGAUACUCAAACAGCAAAAGAAAAAGAAUGCGUACAUGACACAAACUACAGUCGAGCAACUCAAAUGAAUAGUGUGCACGCAUAUAUCCCAAACGUGACUGACAGGAUAGUCGUGCCGAAACCGUACGAGACGUAUUACGAGAUGGUCAUCAGGCUAAACCACAACCAUUACGCGUCAAUCAUACAACGCGCCUUUAGACAUCAUCAGUAUCGUCAAAUGGUUGACAGAUGGUUAAAAGAAUGCAGGGAAAGGAUAGAGAGAAUGAAAGAGGAGGAGAGAUUGGAACGAGAAGCGAUGGAGAGGCGUCUCCGACACGAUCUUAUUACUAAAACCUUUCCGAAAACGCGUGAAGAUUUUGAUCAACUUUAUGCGAUGGUUGAUCGUUGGAAACACGCUGAAAUUGCCAGAAUAUCUCAAUUGCACGCAAAAGGUCCAAAAAUUGCAGAAUUUUCAUUACUUCUUGAUAAGGAAGUAGAAUUACUACGAUGCAUUGAGGACUACAGAGUCAAGGUGAGAGAAGAUAGCAGAAAGAUUAAAGAAAAACGAUUCUUAGAAGAAAUUUCAAAACCUGUUGCUUGGUACGGUCGUGAUGGUAAAAUUAUAACGAUGGAAACUGUCGAAAUACAGAAAGCAAAAAAAUUAAAAGAACUAUAUAAUUCCUUUAUACGCAAUGAUAUGGACACUAAGGAGCGAAUCGAGCUUCUAGUCGACAUGAAAUUUGCCUUGCAAGACUUCCGCCAUCCUCUAGCUGAAGAAGUUAUUACUCUAUUGGAUCAAGAGAGUGAUUUGCUCAUAAGGCAAUACAAUUCUCAUCAACUCGAGUACCUAAGGCGUAGAGCAGCUGGCUGUGUCAUCCGGCUAAUACAAUCGUCUGAACUAAACUCUGGAGUUACAAAGUACAAGGACGUAAGAGAUUUCAAGAAAAUGGAGAACGGCAAUCUUCAUUUCUGCGAGUUGUGCCAUCAGGUGAAACCUUACACGGACUUCCCAUUGAACACGAGAAUGACUGGAUGUUUGAUUUGUAAAUCCUGCUCGUGGAAAGAUGUGAAUGAGCGAAGCUGGAUCGAUAUGACACCGUUUAAGUUUAUUUUAAGGGCUGUACAGCGUGACGAACGUCGCCGAAAGUGUUGGGGGUCUUUAGCCUUCGUGCUCCAAGAGAAAGAUAUUUUCUUCAUAGUGGAGAAACUUUGGCAUUCACAUUCAGCAAUCAGCGAAUGCGAUGACAUCACGGAAUUGAGAUUAUGUAGAUGGCAUGUGAACGAGGAUUGGUCACCAUGGAACUGUUUUCUAGUGACAGUGCAGGAAAUGAAGGCUCAUUUAAAACUUGAAGAACCUGAACAAGUCUAUGAUGAGGAGCUAGUUCAGAAAGUAGGGAAUAAACACAAACUUGCGAAGGCAAACUUCGAGCAGCUGAUGGCUGUGAACAAGCGGUAUACGGAAACUGGAGACUGGCAGAGCAUCCGAGUCCCCGCCAUAGCCCGAGUGGAUGCUGUAGAACGAAUUUAAUACUUUUAGAAUAUUUUGCUGAGGACUCAUUGUAUCAUGGUAAUAAUGUUUGUUAUUGUAUUGUAGUUUUUCUAUGUUGAGUUAUUAUGAACUAUUGUAGUUUAUGUGCGUAGUUAUCGCGGAGUUAAGAGCUAAAAUAACUGUAUUUUCCUUGUAACUGUAAGCUGCCCUACAUUCUGUUCUGAAGCAUUUUCUGUUGCAAGGAGAAUUAAAAAUAAGCUCGAUUUAGUUGUUUUGCAUUUGUGCAAGUAGUUUUUAAACAUGCGAUUACACUGAUUUAAGUGAUUGUCAUGUAGAUAUAUAU
This is a messenger RNA of Helicoverpa zea (corn earworm), 2812 nucleotides long. RefSeq names its product IQ and ubiquitin-like domain-containing protein. The record is from RefSeq and is a predicted model, not a curated record. The coding region runs from base 1 to 2508 and encodes 835 amino acids. Gene Ontology annotation, cellular component: motile cilium; acrosomal vesicle. NCBI's taxonomy places the organism in Eukaryota, Metazoa, Arthropoda, Insecta, Lepidoptera, Noctuidae. Gene Ontology annotation, biological process: cilium assembly. The transcript is spliced from 5 exons.